Messenger RNA from Arabidopsis thaliana (thale cress), 1400 nucleotides. It is a transcript of the gene RALFL17, whose product is annotated as RALF-like 17. The transcript has a single exon. Gene Ontology annotation, cellular component: extracellular region. Lineage: Eukaryota; Viridiplantae; Streptophyta; Magnoliopsida; Brassicales; Brassicaceae. The coding region runs from base 825 to 1058 and encodes 77 amino acids. The record is from RefSeq and is marked reviewed.
CACACUGCGUAUCUCAACAUCAAUCGGACGGUCAGAAACCAAUUGUAGGACAUCGGAGACGUCAUCGGAGAUCAGACGAGUCCUCGAGACGGUGUCUUGACAAAGAGAAAAUAGCUCCGAGAAAUCAGAGUGAUGAGCGACGAGAUAAGACUGAACUUUGGACUUGAUCCGCAGAGAAUGAGACUCUAAGCGGUUUAUGAGGAGACGGAGAUCCGGUGCAGAUAACGGAGUUGUGGGAUCGUUUAGAUCGUGUCCGGCGAGAAGGUCCCGAACAUUGAUCGAUUCAAACAACGCGUCUAUCUCCGGCAUGACGGAGGGACGGUGGUCGUUGUCGUCGGGGCUCUUUUCCGAUUAGAGAGUAAUUGGCGGUGAUAGAUUUGGCGGUGACGAUGGACCUUAUUGAACACGGACGUUUUUAUUUUACUUUUACUAUUGGGCCUAUCAAAUAAAAUGUUAGGCUCAAGGCCCAAGUCUUCAUCGGGAACUUGUAAUAAUGUAUGUUUUUUGACAUCGAAAACAUGUCAUUUUUUUGUUCCUUGUCACUAACGUACCACUUAUUUAAAUGAUUUUCUUUAUUUUUGCUAUGAAUAUUCAAGUAAAAUACUGCAACAGUUACUUAGCCUUAAGACCAGCUCAAAAGAAAUCACUCUACUCCAUUAAUAGUAAAUUCCAUUUCUUAUAUAAGCACAAUUGUAAGAGAAAAGCAUAACAAAAGAACAUAGUAAAUAAAAAGAACAAAAGCUUUUAAAGUAAGUUGGAUUAAUCUAUAUUAUCAUUUGUUUUUCAGACAAGAGAAAGAGAGAUAGAGAGAAAGUGUCUGAUCCAUGGCUGCAUCUAGAGAAUUUAUUAUAUGUUGCUUCUUAACACUUCUCCUAUGCAAUUUCUUCAUGAGAGUCGAGUCUGGUGCUGCUGCUGACGUCAGUAGAGGAGGAUGCGGCGGCGGCGAUGGCAGCCUCGGGGACGAUAAUGAGCGGUGUGUGGAGGCGGUGAAAGAAGACGACGACGAUGAUGUGGAUGAUGUUUACAAAGUGAUCAACAAGAUGAGGAUAUAUGCUUGAUCAUGCAUGCAUGAUGCAUUCUUUAUAUAUAGGGCUAUUUAUUUAUUACUUUUUUUUCGUUUCCAUUUUCUUUUCUCAAGUUUUUUCCGAUUCUUCUGUUUUUCUCUUAAUCUAUUUGCUUUUUCUUUUUUCCCCUUAAUGAGAGAGAUUAUGAUCCGAAGAAGAACCUGUUGCCUUAAAUAUAUGGUUUACUAACUUUCUUGGAUCCGACAAGAAUGUACUUAUCCUAGCGUUACACAUUUUACCUCUAUUAUAAGUACAUUAUUUAUUUAAAAAAAACAACAAAAUAUAUUAAUUAUUUUCUUAUAUAACAAUACACAUGAAUUUUCUACAUAAAUAUCC